Lymnaea stagnalis (great pond snail) is the source of this 11444-nucleotide messenger RNA. Lineage: Eukaryota; Metazoa; Mollusca; Gastropoda; Lymnaeidae. The record is from the annotation of a GenBank genome assembly.
CUUCUAGGCGCCAUAACAAAUUUCGCGGGACUUAAGAAGUAACGAUAAAACUUUGAGUUUAAGAUCACAGCCAUUACGAAGUGUCGUCUAGAUAUAAAAUUAAGAUGUUUGUUCAAAAAAGAGGUAGUUCAAAUGAUUAAACAAUUGUUUUGUAUACAAUGUACUUCUUUUUUAUUUGAUCGUUAAAUUUAGUCACAAUUUGUAAUAAAUUAGACAAAGGAAAAGGCCAGACCUGUUUUGUUCUGCAGAGUACAUUUCAUUUUUGGGACAAAAUAUUAUUUGUUGUGAAGUUUAGGCUACACCAAAAUAAGCCUAAAGUGUCCCCGUCCCUAACUUUACUUAACCAACUUAUUAUAAACUCUGUAUUAUUUUCUAAUAAUGUCUUUUCAGUAGGGUACAGUACCUAAGCACUGAGCUGAGCUAACUUCUUGCCCCAUCUUAUGGGGCAUGUCUAUAAAUUAUAUAAUAAAAGCCAAACUUAACUCUAAGAGAUAAAAAAAAAUGGGGACGCCUGCCACUUUUUUAUCGAAUUUCACGAAUAUAUCCCUAAAUCGAUCCCUAUGCCUAACCUGAACCCUAAAUCGAUCCCUAUGCCUAACCUGAACCCUAAAUCGAUCCCUAUGCCUAACCUGAACCCUAAAUCGAUCCCUAUGCCUAACCUGAACCCUAAAUCGAUCCCUAUGCCUAACCUGAACCCUAAAUCGAUCCCUAUGCCUAACCUGAACCCUAAAUCGAUCCCUAUGCCUAACCUGAACCCUAAAUCGAUCCCUAUGCCUAACCUGAACCCUAAAUCAAUCCCUCAACCUAACCUAAACCCUAAUUCAAUGCAACUAUAUAAACACGCAAAUGAUGUCAUGGGGAGAACAUUAAGAAUCAGCCGAUUUGUUAAAUUUGGGUUGCUACUUAUUUAUUUAAAAGAAGGAAAACUCUAAAGUCCAACCGAGAGAUGGGGUCCCGUAGGUGGUAUGACAUAAUGAAAAUUCUGGCAACGCCUGGCCCUGCGAUAACUACUGGCGCCAAGCUGUAAUAUUAGUAAUAUCCACACAAGAUGUUCCCUUGAGUUAUUCAUGCUUGGACAGAGUUGAUUUGCUGUAUAGAAACCAGCUUAUCGUCCUAAAAGAAAAAUCCCAGGCCUUGUGAUUUCAUCUUAAGAAGUUUACACCAUCAUCACAUUGUGACAGACAGAUGCCAGAAGAAAGAAAAAUGCAGUAGACCUAUAAAUGAGAAUGAUUAGUGUCUUUUGUAACUUCCAUAGCUCAGACCUGUUUACUCUUACGAUUUUGGCGUACAAUGUACGAUUUUUAGGUGUAUAGGUUGUAUAUACUGUUUAUUUUUUUACUAUAAAUAUAACGUAUUGAACGAUUUUGUGAUGAUAUUAUACGCUUUUAAGAGUUUGAGGGUAAACAGCUCUGAUAGCUUUUAAUGUUCAGUGACUAUUUGCUUUUUAUUGACACUGCCCUAGUGGGUUAGGGACCAUCCAUAAAAGGCAUGCAUCUGGCGGGGGGGGGGCAUGAAUAUCUCCCAAGUUUCCAAUUUGUGAAGCCUGGUGGGGUGUGGAAAAAAAAAAAUUUGCCUAAAUACGUCAUAAUGUAUGGAUGGUCCCUUACUUCAAUGCUAUUUCCCAUCCCCACGAAACUUUAAAAGAAUAAAACAGCUAAUUUGCAUUGUACAUUUUUUACAUUAUUUCCAUAACUUUCUUUAUUUCCAGGCGGUCGUCGUGAAGAUGUCCAUUUUGAUAAGAUAACAUCAAGGAUUCAGAAGCUUUGUUAUGGAUUACACAAAGAUUUUGUUGAUCCAGUGAGCUCAUAUUUAUUUGUAUUAAGUUAAUCUUACAUUUUAUUAUUUGCUUCAUAAUUUAUUUUCCUAUUAGAAAAUAUCAAACUUUGCUCAAUUAUCAGAGCUUAACUUAUCAGCUUUUCUUUGCUUUCUCCAGGCAGCUAUUACUUUGAAAGUCAUCAAUGGAUUGUAUCCUGGUGUUACCACCGUUGAGCUGGACAAUUUGGCUGCUGAAACAGCAGCUACUAUGACAACAAAACAUCCGGAUUAUGCUAUUCUUGCAGCUCGCAUUGCUGUUUCCAACUUGCAUAAAGAAAGCAAAAAGAUUUUUAGUGGUAAAUGGUUUAAAUAUUUUUGCAUUGAAGAUCAAAAUAAUACAUUUUAGUGUUUAAAGGCUAGAGAUUGUUGUUUUAAAAUUUGAUGUCAGCUAUUGUUCAGACAUUUCUAUUUUUUAACAAGUAUUUCCAAUUUAUUUUUCUUAUGUUUUGUUAGUUCUGAGAAAGCUUUUAUGAUUAAAAAUUUAUUAUUUUUUUAAUUUAUAAAACACUAAAGAUUUACAUUAAAUUGCUACCUUAAGGCUGUUAUUGAAUCCCAUCUGUAGUAUAUUGUAAUGCUUUUAUGUCACAUUCUGAUUGCCUUUAACAGAUGCCAUGUCAGAUUUGUACAACUGGGUGAACCCAAAGACAGGAAAACAUUCACCAAUGAUAGCUGAAGAGAUAUACAAUAUCAUUUUGGCAAAUGCAGAUGUAAGUAUCUCUUUUUUGUAUGAUCUUUAAAUUAUAAACAAUCAUACUUUCUGGUGGAUUAAUAAGACACAUACUAUACUGUCUGAUAGUAUGGUACUGAUUAAUGGAUUGUUAAAACAAAAAUUGGAUUUUAAAUUUUUUGUUUUGAAAAAUGGUAUCUUUUGUUUCUUUUAUAAAACGAUUAUGAAAUUUAAUUAUUUUAUCAUUUUGAAGUGAAAGUUUUUUUUUUUUUUUUUUUUUUUUAAAAAAUUCUUUUAUAUUUUUUUUUUUUUUUUAAUUUUUUGUUUUUAAAAAUUUUUUCUUUUUUUUUUUUUAUAAAACUAUUAUUAAAUUUAAUUAUUUUAUUAUUUUUAAGUGAAAGUUUUUUUUUUUUUUUUUAUUAUCAAAAAAUUCUUUGAUAUAUUUUUUUUUGUCUCCUAAAGUUGAUGAAGUGCAAUUAUCGUUAAGUAAAAUCAGGCUUGCAGACACAUAGACCCAAGUAAAUUUACCACGCAAAUUUUUUUAGGAAUGACCAAGUAUUUUUCGAACAGAUAAAAAUUCAUCCAGCACAGCGUAUAAAUUCAGUCUGUGAAGCAAUUGUUUUAGUUACUGCAGAAAGCCAUUUAACAAAAUCUGUUAAUUUAAGAUUUAUUAAUCUGAUCAUUAGUUUUGCCAAAUCAAAAUAUUAUUAUCCCCAAAACUGAUUGAAUGACAUUUUGUAUUUGAAAAAAAAAAAAUUUUAUGCUUGAUUAUAAAUAUCAAUUUGCAUUAAGUUUUAAUGCAAAUUUUAAUAAUCUAUACUUGUAGAAAUUGAAUUCAGCCAUCAUCUAUGAUCGUGAUUAUUCUUAUAAUUACUUUGGAUUCAAGGUGAGCUUAAGACAAGACAGUUGUAUAGGUUAAUCAUAAAUUGAAAUGUCCAGGAAAUUAUAAUUAGUUUGCUAUUGCAAGUAAACUUAAGGGGUAAAAAAAUCAAAUACUAGUCUUAAAGUUCCUAUAUAACUUAAUUUAAAAAAUUUAACCUAAAUCGCUGCUGAAAUAAGAAAUUAUUUUUUUAUGUUUUAUGCAUGCCUUCAUGUUACCCUUUUACACUUUCAUUCAUAUAUGUAAUUUUCUUUCAGACAUUGGAGCGAUCUUAUCUGUUGAAAAUAAAUGGAAAAGGUUAGCAUUGUUUUUUUUUCAUGUUAAUUUUAUUUAUGGUUUGAAAUUGAUUACUCAAGGUUAGAAUGAUAUUUAACUUUUAAAACAAUUUUCCAGUGGCUGAGCGUCCACAACAGAUGUUAAUGAGAGUAGCAGUAGGAAUUCACAAAGAGGAUAUUGAUGCAGCUAUUGAGGUCUGUAGUAUAAGGAUGCUUCAAUUUUCUUAUAAAUUUUUAUUGUUUAUUUGAGGAAGAUAAUGUUCACCUGAGUAAACCAAGCAGACGUCUAUAAUAAAAAUUCCUGAGUGGAUCUUACUUUUCCCCCCUGCUCUCAUCCCAAUCACUGCUUCCACUGAUUCAUUACCCGUUGUUAUUUUUUGUAAAAACCACUCUUACAUAGUCAAUACAAAGAAGCAUUGGUGGAUAUAUGGAGUAUGAAUCUGGAAUUAUUAUUAUAGAUUAUGCACCUCUUCCUGUAUUUUACAUGCGCAAUGUGGUUGCUUUGCCCCCGCUAUUACAAGUUUGUUUUUUUUUUUUUUUUUUUUUUAUUUUUCUUUUUUUUUAAGUCGACUCUAUCACAGUAGAUAACUUAAUUCCACUCAAUUUUGUUUCAAUAAUAUUUUUGGAUCAUGCUUAUUUUGCGAGAUAGUCCGGUUCAAAUAUUUUUUUCUGUCUAUAAAAUGUGGUCAUUUUCAUAUUUUGUCUUGUUUAAUUAAUGGAAUUUCUGCAGUAUACUUGGCAAAACAAAACAAAAAAAAGUCAGUUUGAUAAGUUUUUACAAAAAUGUGACUUAAGUACUUUUAGCACUAGGGUCUUCAAUUAUCUUAUUAUUUUUAUGUAAAAAAUAUCAUUCAAUAUAAAUUUUGCCUUUUGUCCCUCAGACCUACAAUCUUCUGUCAGAAAGAUGGUUCACUCAUGCAUCACCCACUUUGUUUAAUGCAGGGACCAAUAAACCACAACUUUCCAGGUAUAAUUAUUUUUCUUUUCUUUUUUUAACAAAACAUUACUACCCUAAAUUUUUAGGAUUGGUCAUAAAAAGAAAUGGAUUUACUGUAUAAGAGGAAGUACUUCUCAAUUGGUUGUUUUCCUCAUAUAUUUCUUUCCACUAAUUUUAUGAAAACUUCAUUAAAUAUCCAUUUUCUUUCUUUUCUUUACAAAUAUUAUUUAUUCAUUAUUAUUUAUUUUUUAAAAAUUAAAUUAAAAAGAAAUGUAUCUAAUAUUGGGUGCUAAGUUGUUAAAAUUUAAUGUAUUCAGCUGUAUUAUUAUUGUGAUUAGUUAUAAAUAACUUGUUCCCAUUAAUUUGGUCAAAUCAGUUAACGCUGAAUGUUCUCUGCUUAAGAAAUAUUAAACGUUUUGUCACUCGCUUCUUUUAUAUAUAUUUUCAAAAUUACAGCUGUUUUCUGUUGACAAUGGAUUCUGACAGCAUUGAAGGUAUAUAUGACACAUUGAAAACAUGUGCCCUGAUCUCCAAGAGUGCUGGGGGCAUUGGGCUCAAUGUUCACUGCAUCAGAGCCACUGGAAGCUACAUAGCAGGAGUGUGUAUUUUUUUUAUUAUUAUUAUCAGCCUAAUAUAAUUUUUGUUAAACGUUAAUAUUAACAUAGUAAAUUAUUGUCACUUUCACUACAACUAACGUUUCAAUAUCCAUUCUUUGUACCUGAAUAUCAGACUGUGAAAUAAGAAGGGGCAAAGACAAUAUGCAAUUAUUAUUAUUUUUCGUAUGGAUUUGCUACCUGAAUUUUUAUUUUUAAGAACUUAAAAAUUGCAAUGUAUUUUUGUUAAACCUCGUAUUCAAUAACAGACAAAUGGCACUUCUAAUGGUCUCAUUCCUAUGUUACGAGUGUACAACAACACAGCAAGAUAUGUAGAUCAGGGUGGAAACAAGGUACCUUAUUCAUUUUGCAUUAGGCACCAUUUUACUUAUUUCAGUUCUUGAGGUCUUUGUUUAAUAUUUUAAAAAAUAUCUUUUUGAAGAUGAUAAUAAGAAUAACAUCAUAUAAAUAUUCAUAAUAGUUAGAAGUUCAAAAUCCUUUUUAAUUAUAUGAAUGCUUAAUGUACCAUAUAUAAUAUACCAGACCUGUUUACUCUUACGAUUUCAGUAUGCAAUGUACGAUUUUGAAGUGAAUACAUUAUAAAUACUGUAUGUUUAUUUUUUUACUAUUAAGAUAAUGUAUUGAAUGAUUUUAUGAUGAUAUUGUACGAUUUUAAGAGUAUGAGGGUAAACAGGUCUGAUAUACUGGAGCCAUUCACAGAUAUCCAAGAAUUACCAGUUUCUUUUAUCAAAAAUUAUAAUGAAGUUUUUGGAAGCUGUGAAAUAUUAAUUUCACAAAAAUGAGAUUUUUUUUUUUUUUCUCUUAUCCUUUUCUUUACAGAGGCCAGGUGCUUUUGCAAUCUAUCUAGAGCCAUGGCAUGCAGAUAUCUUUGACUUUCUGGACCUGAAGAAAAAUACAGGGAAAGAAGAGCAAAGGGCAAGAGAUCUUUUCUAUGCCCUCUGGAUUCCUGAUCUCUUUAUGCGCCGUGUAGAGCAGAAUGGUGACUGGACUCUGAUGUGUCCCAAUGAAUGUCCAGGACUUGCAGAUGUUUGGGGUGAAGAGUUUGAUAAGCUUUAUGAGAAGUAAGUUAAAAGGAGUUCAGGGUAUUUCAAAUCGAGCAAAUUUUUUUUGUAAUAUUACUUCCUGUUGAUCAAAGCAUGGCACCAACAUUAAUAGAUUAGCCACAAAGAAAAUAAUUUUCAGCCUCAUAAAAAUGAAGCAUUAAGUGCAAUUUUAACAAAUCAAUCCUAUUUUACAUAAGGGCAGGGUCCAAAUUUUAUUUCAUUUUGUAAUGAAAAAUGGUAGAUUAAGAUUUUUAUUUGUAUGAUAAUCGCGUGCUACUAAUUGAGUAUUCAUGCUAUAUUAAUUUAUAUUUUUUUCAUAAAAUGUAUUCUAAACCCAACUUUUAUUAGAAAUUGUACUUGAGAAUUUUCAAGUUGUUUGCACAGAAGAGGGGAAGACAGUAUUAAUAUUCUGGGAAUUUGACCCACAUCUGAUGUUAGAAAUACCAUAACCAUAGUUAAUCUCCCUUUACUUACAUUAUAACUUUCUUAUUCUGCUACAUAGGUAUGAAAGUCAAGGAAAAGGAAGGAAAGUAAUUAAGGCCCAAAAGUUGUGGUAUACAAUUAUUGAGUCUCAAACAGAGACUGGAACCCCUUACAUGCUUUACAAAGACAGUUGCAACCGCAAAUCCAACCAGCAAAAUCUUGGUACCAUUAAGUGCAGUAAUCUGUGCACAGAAAUUGUUGAGUACAGUGCUCCUGAUGAGGUACACUUGUUAUUUUAUUUUUUUUGCGAUUGGCCACUUAAAGACUUGUUUUGCUUAUAUCUGGUAUCAUGUUUGCUUAAUAAUCAGUUAUAAUUAGCUUUUUACAUUAAUUAUACUUUCCUUCCCAAGUAAAGUUUAACUAUAACUUACCUUAUAUAUUUUUACUAUUAUUUUCUAUGUUUCAAAAUAUUUAUUUCAUUUUUAGGUUGCUGUUUGCAACUUGGCCUCACUUGCUCUCAACAUGUAUGUGAAACCAGAUAAGACAUUUGACUUUGAACGGCUGCAGUAUGUAACAAAAGUAGCAGUUCGAAAUCUAAACAAAAUCAUUGAUAUAAACUACUACCCAGUUCCAGAGGUAAAUAAAUCUUAAUGAUUUUUUUUUUUUAUUAGCACUCGCUCUUUCCUAACCUGCUUAAGGGCCAACUGCUAAAAACUAUAAAAUCAUAUUAUUUAUUAAAAUUUCUCACCACAAACCCCUGUACAAAAAGUAUGUAAAAUAUAGCAAUUAAGGCCUCAACCUCUUUGAAAUGCAUUUAGCUUAUUAAUGCUAUUUUUCAGGCUGAACGUUCCAAUCGUCGCCAUCGCCCUAUUGGGCUGGGAGUUCAGGGCCUUGCAGAUGCAUUUAUAUUGAUGCGAUACCCAUUCGACAGUCCUGAAGCCAAACAAUUGAAUAAAGAGAUUUUUGAAACCAUGUACUUUGCCGCACUUGAUGCCAGCUGUGAAUUGGCUGAGAGAGAUGGGCCCUAUGAAACUUAUGAAGGCUGUCCUGUUUCUAAAGGAAUUCUUCAGCAUGAUAUGUGGGGUGUUAAACCUGUAAGUGGUGAACUAGCUAAAUACAAUACAUUUCUGCACUAUUCACUACUAAGGUAAAGUCAUAUUUGUUUUUUGUUUUUUUAUUUAUAUAAUCUUGUAUUUUAACAGACAACAAAUUUAGAUUGGGAUGGUCUUAGACAACGCAUUGCAAAGUUUGGCAUUAGAAACAGUCUCCUCAUGGCUCCUAUGCCGACAGCAUCCACUGCUCAAAUUCUUGGCAACAACGAAUCAAUUGAAGCAUACACAAGCAAUAUUUACACUAGAAGAGUGCUUUCUGGUGAAUUUCAAAUUGUAAACCAUCAUCUCCUUAAAGGUAAGCAUCAUAAUGCUUGAGUUUGACGGCGCCUCACACAUUUUACUCCAAAAUAUUAUCCAUUUUGUAAAUUAAUUUUUUAAUAAGUUCUUCUAUUUAUUGGUCACAUGAUUCAGAAUUCCUCAAAAAACAUGAUAUUUUCUUGGCAAUCUUAAUCAUUGAGUUUAUUAUUUUCAGAUCUAACAGACAGAGGGUUAUGGAAUGAAGAUAUCAAGAAUCAACUUAUUGCAGCUGGAGGUUCUAUCCAAUCCAUUUCCACAUUUCCAGAUGAUCUCAAAGCACUUUAUAAAACUGUUUGGGAAAUAAAACAAAAGGUAUUCACUUUUUUUUUGUAUUUAACCCUUUUUUCUUAAGCCUACAGUCCGAUGCGGCCAAACCCGCCCGUUUCGAGGUUGUUUACUUUCGUUCUUAGCACAGCGGAAAUCCAUUGCGCAUUACUAUUUAUAGUUCUACCGGAAGAAAGCCUCAUUGUCUACAUUUGUUUUGAUACUAGUUUGACCACCGUGUGUUUAGGGGCUGAUUUUCUACAAUUUUUUUUAAAGUUGCAAUUUUUUUGCGCAGUAAAUAAUGGCUUUCCAAGCAUUUGGAUACAAUUUUGAAAGAACUUAGGCCUAAUGAAGAUUCACUAUUUCAUAAAUCUAGCAGUGAUAGUGAAGAAUCUGAUAGACACAUUAAUUUAAAUGAUGCUACUAGUAAUAGUGAUUCAAGCGUAGAAUAUUAUAGUAAUAUUAGAGACCUCGAUGAUAACGGACCUAUCAAUUCCACUCCAACUGAUCAGCAAGAUCAUGAGUGGUCUGGGAAUUUUUCUCAAAUCAAGGUGGGAGGGUUCCCAAAACUAUUUUUUGGUGCAACUUUUGCUUUAAUCAUUUCUUUGUAUUUAGGUAUUUUUUAUUUUCUUGCUUAUAGUUUAUUUAUAAUAAAUUAAUUAGAUAAAGAACCUUCAUUUAAAAUGGAGUUGUGUCCCUUUGCUUGGUCGCUAGGAGGGGACAAGGCUGAAUAGGGUUGGACUGUAAAGGGUUAAUGUGUCCAUAUUAAGGUUUUAAUUUAUUUAUUUAGAUCUUUUUUAUUUAAGGUCUGAUCACAAUAGUCAAUUAUACGCAUAUUACACAUUGAUACUGAAUUAAUAAGAAAUUAAAAAUGUGGAUUUAUUGAAACGCAUUGAAGUAAGUAAUGUUAUCUAAUUUAUUCUAAUGUCUGAAUGUUACUUUCUCAGGUUGUUUUGGAAAUGGCAGCCGACAGAGGUGCAUUUAUUGAUCAGAGCCAGUCCUUGAAUAUUCACAUUGCAGAGCCAAAUUACGGGAAGCUGUCCAGUAUGCACUUCUAUGCUUGGAAACUGGUGGGCAUUUUUAUUCUCUUGUUCACUAUAUUUAGUUAAGUUUCCAAAUGAAAAUCUGAUACUAACCGAGACGUACCAAUUUUACUUUUAGGGAUGAAAUACUCUCCCUGCCCUUUAACUCAUUCCCGACGUUUGCGACUAAAUGCGUCCCGGCGCAUAGCGACACACCUCUCUCAUAUCUAUUUAAAAAUAGCAAUGAAAUCUCGCAUCCCUCGAGACUUCCGGUGAUGCCGUAGUUCAGCGUGAUUUUAAUUUAAAAACCGGAAGUUUUUAUCUUGUUUCACUUUAAAACUACGUGUGCUUUAGUAUGACGCGUCUUUGAGUAGCAUGUGUACCUCCAAGGUGCCGAAAAUCGAUUUUUUUGGCCUUUGUUAGUUAUUUUUUCCCCGCUAAUGUUAUAUUUAUAUUAAACCUUAUUCAUUUUCUGUUGCAUUUGUUCUUAAUUCGUUAACAUUAAGUAAUAUUUAGCAGCUUAAAUAAAUAUUUUACAAAUGUAAAUCAAUUGCAAGACGGAGUUACUUCCCUUUCUCAGGCAAAUAAAUUAAAAAGGGACGUAGCAUUGCAGGAGGGAAUGAGUUAAACAUGCACUAUUUUUAAAUAUUAAAAAAAAAAAAAAAAAGGCAAAUCUUUAUGAUAGUAAACUUUUAAUAAAAAGAUAUUCAGUGAUAUGAUGGUACUGUUACUAGUAGUAUAAUAUGAGAUGCAUCAUUAUUAAACAUGUAUUAUUUUUAAAAAUUAAAAAAAAAAAAAAAAAGGCAAAUCUUUAUGAUAGUAAACUUUUAAUAAAAAGAUAUUCAGUGAUAUGAUGGUACUGUUACUAGUAGUAUAAUAUGAGAUGCAUCAUUCAGAUCUAGCUGUACCGGUAGUUAGUCGUAUAAUAUGAGGAACAUCAUUCAGGUCAGUUGCAAUAUCAUCACUUUUUUAAGUUAGGAUUUUUUUUUUAAGUGUCUUGUUUGGACUUUCGGUUUUUGCAUGUUUUAGUGACGCAUCUCUCCAUUUUUUCAGGGCUUGAAGACAGGCAUGUACUAUCUGCGCACAAAGCCAGCAGCACAGGCUAUUCAGUUUACAGUUGAUAAAACUCGUUUAUCAUUAACAAACAAAGCCAACAGUAUCCUUACUCCUAGCUCUGACAAACAGGAAAACAUCCCUGAACACAAUAAAGUAGAAAUCUUGAAUGGAGAAAAUGAAGACAAAGAAAAUAAAAGGAACCAAAACAUGGCAGCACUUGCAUGCUCCUUAAAGAAUCGAGAGGAUUGCCUAAUGUGUGGCUCAUAGAUGGAUUGCAUUUCUCAAUUGUUGUAUUUUUUAUGUGAUCUUUGUUUUUACUUAUCUUUAUUUCGUUUAUUAUUAAUGGUUAUUUAUAAAUGUUGUGAACAACUAGCCUGGACUGAUUUGCAUAUCUAGGUCCUGAAAAAUGAAUGAGAUUUGUAUGUCUCUGAGCAACUAUUGGUAUUAAUUACUGUAAAAAAUCGUAUUAUUUUAUUGUUACUUUAAUUGUUCCUUAUAUAUAAUAAAGUUCAACAUUGUUCCUUAUAUAUAAUAAAGUUCAACUUAAGAUUCUAUUAUUUUAUACAUUUCACCAAGGUAUUUUUUAAAUUAUUUUCUGCCAUCAUUAGCAUUUACCGUAUUUCAUCUGUUUGUGUACAAAAUGCUAAUAUUUUUAUUCUACAUAUAAGAGCAUCAUUCCAAACACUAACAUAUUUUGAUAGUUUAUUUUCCAGACAAAAAAACUAGCCAAUGAAUGAUAGUUUUUACUGUGUUCCCACUCACAUGAUUAUUAAACUACACAGGUUCAGACACACACCACAGAUUUAUAUUCACUUUAAAUUUUGCAUAAAUGAUUUUCAUGUGAAUGUGUAAUUUUAUGAAUUUACCAUAUUACUUUGUCAGUUUGUAUCUCUUUAUAAUUUAUAUGUUAUAUCUAUAGGCCUUCCUAUGUGUUCAGCCACAGAGGCAAUAUUUUGAAUCUUAUAUUGUCUUAGUGACCUUUAUUAAUUAUUAAAAGAAUGACUUCUUAACUAUAUAAAAAAGUGAUCUUUCCAUUUCU